AACAGGCAAUAAAUGUCAAAAGUGCAUAUACCACUUUAUAUGUUUUCUUUUACUUUAAUAGUUAACACUAUGUAUCCUUAGUUCUCUUAUCAUAAUGUUAAAGGCAGUUACUUAAUCAUAAAUACAGCAUUCAUCAUAUAUUAUUAGAAUGUGAAUAUUAACCAUGGGGGAGGAGCAAAAAAAGCAAAUAAACCCAAUAUUUGAGGUUAUUGUUAUUCUGAAUUUACUCUAUCCAACAUUUAUUUUUUAUGGAGGUCUUGUCCUCUGUCUUCGUUUCCUUAGACAAGCAUUUACACAUGUUUUCCUUUUUUGGUUAGCAGGAUACUUUCCUCUCCAUUUGCUAGUAAUGCUCAGCUUGUAUCCACAUAACCAAGAAUGGAAAAAUGUGUCUGCUAUUCCAAGUUCAGGAAUGAUAGAAAGCUUUGCUAAUGGGUUGUCUGAUCUGCAAAAGAGGAAAGAAGCCUCUAUCCACCAGAACACAAUCAGAAUUCACACAGUUUAGGACUAUAUGGGGCAGAGAAAGUUGGGAGAUUAUAACACUUCUGCAUACAUAUUACGUUUUUUUUUUAAAAAAAAAGCACAUUUGCCAUGGCAUUUUCUUUGAAAUGCAAGAUUACAAAAAUUAUUGGAGCUUCUGCAUAUAAACACACCAGGUAUUAUCAUUCUAGAUAAGGUUGAUCCUUAAAUAUAUUCUUCUAUAUGGUAAUCUGCUCAUGUUUGUGUAUUUUUCCAUUAUUGUAAAAAACACCAGUAAUACAGCUUUAAAAAACAUUUUUCUAUAGUAUGUCCUGAUGUUAUGAAAGAGGGAAGGGAAUGGCAUCUGGUCAGGGAAGGCAAUGCCUUUUGCAGGCAACUAUCCCAACUGCUCCCUCCUUUCUUGCCCGCAAUUUUUUUUGAACCCUCCCGGGGCAGCUGCUUCAGGAAAGGCGGGCAUCCGUUCGUGCGGGAAAAACAGCGAGCCGCUGCAGCAGGCGCAGCGGCAGAAGGCUGGCAUCAAGGCAGAGACGAGGAGGGACACCCCCACCGCCGCUUGACAAGGGUUGGGCAUGAGAAGCAACGGCUCAGGCUGCCCUACCACCUGUCUCUGACCAUUGUUCCUGGAGAGCGGGUUCAGGUGAAAGAACUGUCUUCUAUAAGUUCCAGUCUUGAGUGGUCCCAACUAUGCCAAGCCUUCUUGACCUCAACUGCAGUGGGAGUUAAGGAAUGAAAGCAUGAGUCCAUGGAAAGUCCCAUCAUUCCCUCUCCAGUGACAAACUCCGCAGCCUGAAAGUGAAAUUUCAACCUGCUUCGCCUGUUGAACUAUUUCGAUCUACCUAGGAGAAAAGCUUCAAUGGACUGGACUACCCCAGAACUUAGGUUCGUAAUAUCUAGAUUAUGUAUUGCUACAUUUUUGUUUGUUGCUGUUUCCCUCACACCUUUCUUCAGACCAUGGGUCCAAUACUUAAAGGAACAAAAAGGAGUUGUUACUUGCAAAGUGGGGGAUAGGGUCAUUUGCUAUGCUCUUGUUAAUACAGUAAAGCCCUACCAACAACUUCAAAUCUGGACAUAUGGAGGGACACACAGACAUUACCUUUUUUGAAAGAAUAACACGAGACUUAUGGACAAUUGCCAGAGUCUCCUUUGAUGUAUGUUAAACCUAUUGACUAUAAUCAAGCUAAAUGGACUAAGUAUGGAGACAGGCUUACUCAUUUAAUACAAACAACAUCCUACCCAAUCUGGCGCAAUCAAAGGAAAAUUUAAUAUGAUUAAAGGAGUUAGCACUUCUCAGUGCAAUGCUGAUUCCUGCAACCUGGUGUGCUUUGAGAUAACCAGACCAGCAGACUUCUCAGCAUGAUUUGGACCAGCUAUCGAUUAAACCAGACACAAUUAUGGGUUCAACUUGACAUUUUAUACCACCGUCCCAAAAACAUUUUUGGGUUUUUUUUUCUUUUUACGAUGAACUGGAAACCACAAUUGAAAUGCUCUCAACAUCAAAUAAUCUUUUUAUUGAUCUGGUCCAAAAGAAUUGCUUCAUCUCUGAAUGUGACUGUUUUAUGUGUGUGGGUACUAACAUGGGUGAACAGUGGCCUUGGGAAGCACGUGAAAUAAAUUUUACUGCCCUGACUAGUCAAAAUCUCACUGAGAAAUAGACCCCACUUCCAUAAUGGGAAGCCUCUGUUUUAAAAAGAGAAGGUUCUGGAGGACUUCCUGCGGUGACGUUGAGGUGGUGCAGGGGGAAGAGGACAGUCUCCGUCCUCUAACUCUGAUUUUUUCAAGUUUGGAGGUCCUUCGUAGUCUGGAGGACUAUGUGCAAAAAGGGUGAAACCUUAGGGAGCAGUGAGGUGAGAGGCAGGCACCCACUACGACAGAGGAAAACCCUUAAAUCCAACUUGAAAACCUGCUUUCAACUGAUGGCAGAUCCGAGGCCUCGGCUAACCACAAAGGAUAUGGAAGCAAGAUAUUCUUAAUGGACUAUGUCAUAGAGUGAGUUAAAAGUUUAUAAAAAUAUUCCAAAAUAUUAGAAAGGUCUAAAAGAUUUACCUAUCUAUUAGUUCUGGUGUUGUAAAGAAGCUCAAUAAAAGAGGGAAUCUUCAGCAUAAGCGGCGACCUGGCGGGAAGAGCUGUGAUUUAACAUUAAAAUAGUUAGAGGAUUAACAGGAGUGAGAUAAAAGAAAGAAAAGAUUGGGGUGCUCUAGCACAGAACAAAGAAGGUGAAAGAGUGUGGAAGGAGAUGUCAAGCCCCAUGGGGCUUGCCAUUCACUGGUGGGGGGGGUGACUCAGGACACAGCUUGUAGCUGCUGAACGCCAGACGCUGCCCUGACUCCAGCUGGUCGUUGGCACCAUUCCAGCCACUGGAAUAGCCCUGCAGGACACCAGGUACGGCCCUUUUCCUUCCCCUUCAUUCCCGCUUUGGCGGCCUACCGUUCCUGAGCCGGAGGGGCCUGGCCGGUGGCCGGGCACUGCCUGCCACCUGCCAGCACAGCUGAGUGCCGGGGGUGGCCGGGCGCCACUGAGCCCUACCGGCGGUUGGAGGAGCCCACAGCCGUCGACAGAGCUGCCAAGUUGUGGGGGGCACCUGUUAGCCGCCAAGCCUCAAAGGAUGCCGCCAUUGGUUGCUGGAAGCCGCAAGAGACCUUCGGAGCCCGUGGACGUCAACAGAGUAGCCAAGCAAGGAGGCCAGCCACUGUUUGUUGCUGAGAGCCACGGGAGGCCUCUGGUGGCCGGAGGAAGGGCCUGUUUCUGGAAGCUCUGCAUGCUCAGUUUGAGGACGCAUCACAUCUCCAGCGGGCUGAAGCAGAAGUUCUGUUGCUGAAGCAGCGAGGUCGGCCUGUGGAGGCUAGUGGGGCGGCUGUGCUCUUCUUGGCCGGAACGGUUGUUGGUCCAUCAUUUCCGGGCGGGCCUCGACCAAGGGCUACACCAGGCCUGUGUCUACAGAGGUGUGCCAAACCGGCUUCGGGAGUAGUUCAGAGUGGUGGUGGACCUGGAUACAGGGCUCAGGGAAUUCCAUAUAGGGGGAGGGGACACUGCUCGUCCGUGAUGGCCUCCAUGGAGGCCACGGGAGGGUGGACAGGGCCAGCUGGCCGGCUUGCCAAGGCUCCUGGCCCGCCUGACGGGGCCUCCUUCCGCUGCUUCCGGUGUAACCAGUUAGGCCAUCGGGCAGCCGAAUGUCCAGCCCCUAGUCCACAGAGCCCCACGGUAACCGGAGGGACUACCCCAAUGCUGAAAAGCCCAGAGAAGUCGAGAGCGGCGAAACAGCUGGCAACUCCGACGUUCCAGCGGGCGCCUCCAGUGGACGAGGAUGCCACAGUGGUGGCAAGGUAUCGGCUGGCUGCUGACGACAGUGAGGAUGACGCAGUGGACACCCUGAUGGUUACAUCAACUUUUUCUUUGGAACCUCAUCCGAUUUCCCAUCUGGCUUUUUUCAUCUGUUUCAAUCCAUAUCUAUAAGAUUAUCUGCUGCCUAUGAGUAUGACUUGGACAGAAUCUCUUUUCUUUUAAGUGCAUCCUCAGUUCUAACCAGACUUAGGUAGCCGUUAUAUAUGUUGGUGUAACUUUCUGAAAUUCAUAAACAUGAAGUCAGAAUGUUCAGGAGAAAAAUCAACCCUCCGAAGUGCCUCUCCUCACAGGAAUGCUUAUAGGGCUCAGUUCCAAGCCCUGAGAAUGAAUUUUGAUGAAGAACAAGAAACAGGAGCAACUUUUCAGCAAACUAGGGGGAGGAAAUAUGGCUCUAAUGUCAACAGGAUUAAAAAGAUAUUCAUGCAAAUGGGCACAGAGCCUAGUGAGAGUGCUGAUGGAACGGCAAAGACCAGAGGUAGAAGUAGCCUAUUAUCUCCUGAAAGAAGGAACAGGCCUAUAGAGAUUGUGGAGAAAGCAGAUGGAUCAGUUGUACAGUUAGAAGCUUCUGUUUCAGAAAGGAUUAGUAGAUUUGAUGCUAUGCGUGAUGAGUCUUCCAAAUUUAUUGAAACCAGGAAAGUGUUUAAAAGAAAUGAAGAAACACAGCCUUCCAAACACUAUUCCUCAAAGAAGGAGAAAGCAGUCUCUGCUAAUGAAUGUCAAGAUGAAUUAUGUAUCUCUAAGUCAAACAAAGCAACUGCCCAAGAAGAUUUAGUGGACAGUUCUAGUUCAAAAGCAGAGACAGUUUCUCCAGCUGUGAGUCAACUUAGUGCAGUGUUUGAAAACAUUGAUGCACAAAAAGAUGUAAUUGUUUCAGAAAAAGAAAGCAGUAUAGAGUUUACUGUAACUGGCCACUACCCUCUAAAUCUGUCUGCAGUCAACAAAGAUUUGUCUUCCACAGUUGGCAAUCUUGAUGGCUUUAGUCCAUUAAAAGAUACCAGUGCUUGGCCCUUAUUAAAACAAAAUACUAGUUCAGUAUCUCUCGAGAAUUCUUCACAAACCCCUACUACAAUUAAUGAAGAGUCAAAAAGCACUUUGCCGGUUUCAAAAACAAAUGAAACACAACUCAAAAGCGACUACUACUCUUCUGGUCUCUCUGAAAUACUUGAACAAGAUAUAAUAGAGGGAUUUAACAAACAGGAUUUGAGUGAGAAUAAGGUAGAAACAGAAUCUAAAGCAUCCUCUUUACCAAAAAAGAUAUUUGAUGGAGCCGAAAAUACAGAAAUGCCAGGAAACCUUGCCGUUAUUGAUGACACUGAUUUCCACGUAGCUUCAUUUUCAGUUGAAGAUAGAAAUGCAAGGGAAGUGCAAAAAGAACAAGAUGAUUUCCAGAGCUCUCAUGGAUCUAAACAUGAUGAUUGCAAUGUUCAUAAGAUAGAAUCAAGAUAUAGUUUUGAUUGGGGGGAGAUUUGCACUGAAGAGGAUGACCAAGAAGAUAGUGAGGAUAACAGUUAUUAUGAGCCCGACACAGAAUAUUUUGAAAUUAGUGGAUUAUCAGAAGAAGAUGAAAUCCCAUCAAGCAGAAAAAUUAAAUUUAGUACUGCUCCAAUUAAGGUUUUUAACACAUACUCUGAUGAAGAAUAUGACCGGAGAAAUGAAUCAGUUGAUCCAAUAUCAUCAUCUGCAGAGUAUGAAUUAGAAAAACGUGUGGAAAAGUUGGAUCUUUUCCCAAUAGACAUUGAAAAAGAUGAACAAGGAUUUGGUAUCACUAUUAUUGGAAUGGGAAUUGGAAUAGAUACAGGCUUUGAGAAGUUAGGUAUAUUUGUCAAAACUAUAACUGAAGAUGGGCCUGCAGAAAAAGAUGGAAGGAUGCAGUUAAAUGACCAAAUUAUUGAAGUAGAUGGAGUCAACAUGGUUGGUGUCUCACAGGAUUUUGCCUCUGCCGUUCUUAGACGUACUAAAGGAAGAGUCAGGUUUAUAAUAGGCAGAGAAAAAGCAGGCCAAGUAAGUGAAGUGGGUAAAUUGAUUAAACAGACCAUAGAGUAUGACCAGCGCCACAGAGGCCGCCAUUAUGCCCAUUAUGAAGCUGAUGAUGAUGAUGAUGAGACAGAGGAAUAUGCUACAGAUGAAGAUGAAGAAGAUAUUGGGGCCUUUUCAAGAGGCAGAAAGACCACUCACUUCUUUGAAUGUCCUGAAAAUGAUGACAUGCUUUCUCCGAAAGAACUGGAAAGAUUGGCUCAGAAAUUUAAAGAGUUGCAAGUCAAGCAUUCAAUUACAGAAACUGAGAUUAAACAGCUGAAAAGAAAGCUGCAGAUUGCCGAAAAUGAGAAAGUAAGGUGGCAGAUGGAAAGGAACAUACUUCACCAGAGCAUUAGGGAAAACAAGGAAAGGAUGGCGAAAAUAGAGGGUUAUUGGGUUGAAGCACAAAGUCUGUGUCAUAAUGUAAAUGAGCAUCUGAAGGACUCACAGGAACAAUAUCAGGCCUUGGAGAAGAAAUAUAACAAAGCUAAAAAACUAAUCAAGGACUUUCAAGAAAAAGAACUUGAGUUUAUGAAGUACCAUGAUGAUGACAAGAAAAAAAUUGAAGAUCUGGAAAAAGCUCAUUUUCUAGAAGUUCAGCAUUUACAAGCUCGGAUUAGAAAACUGGAAGCAGAAGUGUUCGAGCUACUGAAGCAAAACGAAAGCCAAAUGAAUAAUAACAACAAUAUCUUUGAACAACAAAGCUCUGUUGGAGAAUCUUCAAAAGAAGAUACAGCAGAAACGCUUGAUGCCUUAGAUCAAGAUUUCAAUGAAGCAGUCCCUGAAACAGAAAGAUUGGAUUCUAAAGCUCUGAAAACUCGUUUGCAGCUUUCAGUGAAAAACAAAAGGUCACCAACCAGAACAAGAUUUUGUGACAGCAUCAGCUCCACAGAUGGAGAAGAUAGUCUUGAAAGAAAGAAUAUCACGUUCAAUGACAACUUCGACCCAAGUAGCACCAGCUCAGCUGACUUGAGUGGCUUAGGGACAAGUGGCUUAGGAUCAAAAACCCCAGGAUUUUCACACUGUGUAGUUGUGUCUUCUGAUGAGAGCUUGGAUAUGAUUGAUGAUGAGAUUCUUGAUGAUGGACAAUCUCCCAAGCACAGCCAAUUUCCAAAUUGUGCUGUUUCAGAAUGGAGUGUGCAGCAGGUUUCCAAUUGGUUAAAGAGCCUGAAUUUAGAACAUUGUAUUUCUGAAUUUACAGCCCAUAAUAUAAAUGGAGAAUGUCUCCUUCAGCUGGAUGGCAGUAAACUUAAGUUCCUUGGUAUGACAUCUUCCCAGGAGAGAGCUGUGAUUAAAAAAAAAAUCAAAGAAAUGAAAGCAAAUCUAGAAAAAGCCCGCAAAGCUCAAAAGAAGAUGGAAAAGAAAAAGAAAAAACUUAAGAAGAAGGAAAAUGUUUCAGUUUCAAAGAAAGUGUAGAAAGCUAGAAAAGCAAUCAGCAGAACCAAUUCAGGGGGCACAUGAGCAAUGAGACCCCAGGAUUAACUGUGCUUUCUAAGAACAUGAAGACAAUUUCGAAAAAGCAACAGUGAACACUGUUUUCUUCAUUAAAGAGAUAGCUUUGCACCUGUAUCUGAAGCUUUACUUAAGGGAAACAAAUCAUGAGUAGCUAUACUUUCCUGCCACUGUAGAAAUGUGGAUACUUGGGAUAUAUUCAGCAAUUCAUUAUUUUUUAAUGAUUCAGCAACCCAGGAUGGGAUGUUACUAAAAAUCUUUCACCUAUGUAUGCUGCCUUGGCAUCUCUAUCCUCAUUUGCAUUGGGCCUUUUUGAUGUAACUUUUACACUGCAUUAAAACGCCCUGGAAUCAGGCCAGUGUUAAAAGAAAAGAUUCAAUGGACCUGCAAAGGUGAAUAACCAGAGGUAAAAUGUAUAUUAGUGACUACACAUGCAUAACAAUGCACAUCAAAAUUUCAAUCUUUCCUCUGCAAAUACUGAAAUAGCAGGUGCAGCCAAGUUCAGGCAUCCUCUUGCAUUUCAAUGGGGAAGACAGUCUUUUUCCUAUCAGCAUCCCACAAUUCUCCCCUCCCAGGAACUAAAGAACAAUGAAAGCAAGGCCUUAUUGUGCUGUUUGACACUAGAGAGUAACAUUUAUUCUCUGAAUUUAUAUGUACAGUUGGAUUUCUAAAUCUAAGUUAGUUUGUAAUAAAAUACAAUUUUUCAAUGUUUUCCUUGAGGAAGGUAUUUAAUUUCACUUUCCAGUAGCAUGCUACCCUUUUUUUUUCCCCUAAAAGAACUAACAUUUCUUUGAGCAACAAGAUGAUUCACCUUUUGUCUUUCCUUAAACAAGAAGCAGAAGUUGAUUAUAUUCCUUGGUAGAGCUGAGGUUUUACCUGCUGAAAAGGUUUUCUUUUUUCUACAGAAAAUAAAUUUUGCCAUUUAAAAAGCAAUGUGCUUUUUAAACUGCCAAAUCAUAAAAUAUUGCCAACUGUCCUAUGAUAAAAUACUGGAAUAAAAAAGCUAUAGCUAUAAAAAUGCAUUUUGGAUGUUUUCCCCAUAAGUAGAAUAACUAGCUAGAAUUGAAAACUCAGGCUUAAAUAGGUGGGUCAAGGAACAUUCUAGUUGACUUAAGAAGAAUUAUAAUUUUUAAGAAUUGGGAUGAUUCAGAUGAAAGAAAGCUGUUAAAAAAUGUGUUAUUUCAUUGGACAGAUUUAAGCAUGCACUCAACCUAUCCCUCCUUUAAAAUCAAUGGGAUUUUAAAAAUAUUUUUUCUUUCAGUUGCAACCAUUAAUAUUUUGCCAAAUUAUGAACUAUAAUCUCAGUUUCCCUUUUAAAUUGAUUCUAACUGAGUUUAGCAUGGGGUUUUCUUUUGGUGAUACUAUAUUACAUAGAACUAUGAACUGAAACUGUUUUGGAAACAGAUAGCUGGCUUUAAAAUAUGACCACUUAAAAGAAGUUUGUUGUUAUCAUUUAGCUAGCAUUCAGAUUUUAUUUAAGGCCUACCUUGACUUAAUUCUGGAAUUUUUACAAAAGAAUUUCUUAACUACAGGAGCUCAAUUUUCCAUUUCAGUCUCAGUAGCUCUGUUGUAUGCCUAUUCUGCAUGCAAUGUUCUAUAUGCCACAUGCAUUUUAUAAUUGCCAGGAUUCCUCUCCAAUCCUAUUCAAUAAUUCUAUUUGUAUUGCAAUGUUCAGGUUGAAACCUGCGGCUAUAAUAACAAAACUCUGCCAGCAUAUCUGAUAACUUGAAGGUCCUAAUGCUUUUUUUUGUGCCAGAAAGGACCAAGACUACAAAAGAAAAAAAAAACAUCAAAUGGAAGACACUUGUCUCAGAGGACACAGAUUGAACAAAAACCUCUGAGAAUGGUCAAAUUCCAUUGUUUGUUUAUUGUAGAGGUUAAAUGCUGUGUUUGAGCAAAAGAAAGGUAUCUGAAAAACAACUUACAUUUAUCUCUGAAGGUAGUAAUUGAAUUAAAUGCAGUUCUUCUGUUUUUGUAAAGUUUAUAGGCUGGUAAUUUAAGAUGGAUGUAUAUUUCAGUAACAUCUGAGGGCAUGUUCCUCUCCUUUAUAUAAUUUAUGUUCUUUAUUUUGUGUUCCUAAAAUUUCUGAGGACUAUAUGUUGCUCUGUAAAAUUAUUUUACAUUCCUUCUGUGUAAACUGUAUGAUGUUGCAGAUAACUAAUUUGAUGUAUGUUCUGCAUUUAUCCCCUUAUUUUGUUUUAUAUUUUGGGAUAAUUUUAGACCUAAACAUUGAAUUUUUAAGUUUUUUAAGGUAAAAGUAAUUAUUUAUACAUAAGAAAGAAAUAUAUAAAAUUAACAUUUCUGUUGAGUAAAUAAAAAAUACAGAAUGGAUCAAACCAAAUCUUGGUCUCCAUCAGUAAAAGCCAAAUUAUAGUUUAUUUGCUGUUGUUCUUUUUUCCUCUUCAUUUUCCUUCCUUCAGGUGUUUGCAACAAUGCUUCUAAUAUCUGCCCAUUAAUCUUUAUAUAUAUUAAAGGAACCGUUAGGCAAUCAUUAAAUUAUUCUAGAUGUUAGCAGAAUCUAGUGAACAGAUAUUUGAACAGGAGAAGGACUGCUACUUCAGAAUGUAAGCAAUGACCACUAAAUUGCAGGAAAAAAAGAUGUAAUAUAUCUUUGCUAACAUGUACUGAUUAUCUGGAAUGUUGCAGGAUAACAGAUAAAUAAACGAAUAGAUAGAUUUAUUGAUUAUCUGGAUUGUUAUAGCUUUAAAUGGGAAGCAAGAACAAGUCUUUCUUCCUUCUCUUGUUAAGUCAGAAACUGAAAAUCAUUCUAAAACUGAUCAAAUAUUUAUUUGGUUAGCUGUCUGACUGCCUUUUCCUGGUCACAUUUACUGAUCCACCAGAGUGGGCAGGCAGAGUAUGUUGUGUGCCCCAUGUCCUAAGAAGGUAUAUCUGGGGGGAUCCAGAAGAAGAGCCAUCUCCAUGGUGGCUCUCUCCCUUUGGAACAUCAUUCCUGCAGAGAUUAGAUUGACCUCCACUUUGACACUCUUUCACAAGGCCCUGAAGACCCUGAUUUUGCCAAUGGGCCAGGGGAACUGAGAGUGGGAUGGAGCCCAUCAAGUGGCUUGUCUGAUUGAUUGUUGUUGCCAGUGGGUGGGGGGAGUUAUUGGUUUUUAUUGUUGGUAUAUUAGAUGUUUAUUUUUGUAAGCUGCCCAAAGUCAUUGACCGUGAAGGGGCAUCUAUGCAAAUUUUCUUAUAUAAAUAAAAUAAAUGUACCCACAACCAGGCUGUAUCCAAACUACUAGAAAAAUAGUAACUGGAGAUUACUUGAAAGAAUUAAAAUCAAAAGAAGAUUAGCAAUCCUUGCCCUGAAAAUUGAGGUCCUUCUCCAUUCCUUUCUUAUACAGGAUUCAUCUCUAUUGUGAUGAUUCAAGAGCUUCUUAACCUUCACUUUUGUAGUGGGAAUAUUUUGGUUGUUGUGUAAACCAUCUGGAGGCUCUCAAUAUCUAUAUAGUAAACUUUUAAUGAUACAAGUCUGACUCAAGUUACCUACUGAGAAAGGGGCAAGGGAAUCCUAAAAGACAUGUAAGAAUUCACCAAAGCCUAUAGGUAGUCCAGUUAAAAUAUCUGGAAGGAUAUUUACUUGCAAAAGUAAAAGUGUACUGGUACUCUUCGAUGUGUGUCUUUCCCUUUUUGGAGUAUAAGUUUUGUUGCUUUUCACUUAUAUUGGAUCUUUCCUGAUUUAAGGAAGAAAUUGUUGAGAAAUAAAAAAAAUUACCUCUGAUGCUGAUCUUCAUUAGGCUAGUCUCACCAGUUGGUUAAAACAGUUGUGAAACUUAAUAUCCAAAAAUACUCCUUGAAUUACUAUUUAACUUUUAUAGCUUAUCUUUUUGUCCAAAGGCAUUGGUUGACAUUUUGCAAGUUAUUCAACUUAAAGGGUAGAGGAAAACUCUUUAGUAAGGAUGUGUUAUUUACAAAGAUACAGAGUGGCCUCUGUCUUACUGUCUAACAUUUGCACUUUUGCUCAUUCACAGGAAUUGGUCCUUGGCAUAAAAAUAACUAGUCAGAGAGCUUACUGUACUAUUAGCCCACUAAGACAGUAACAGAUAGCAGCAGUUUCCAGGGUGCUGUCAAACAGGCAUCUGAGUAAAGAAUAGUUUGCACUGCUAGCAGCUAAGGUUUUGAAACUUCUCUGCAAUGGUCCAUUCAAGAAACUACUUUCAUUAUAAUGUUCUUAAUCAAGGGAAGAUACUUACUCAUUUAUAUAUCUUUACACAGGAGUCCACUUGGGUGUGAACAAUUAAUCAUAUAUACAACCCACCAAACCUCAAAAGUUCUUUUAGCCAGAAGGCACAGAAUGAAUUCCUGUGAAUUAGUAAAUGAAGUUGUCUAUUUAUAAAUUUAAUAAUGUGGGUUCUUAGAUUUUAAGAAAAUUCUCUCCUGAAGUUACAUUUGUUAAUGUUUUUUCUGAUAUCUUUAAUAUCAACCAGUAUUUUAUGUUGCUAAAUCGUACUUGGUUAAUGACUGUUUUUGAUUUUAUUGUACUUGUGUGACACUGGAACAAUAUGUAUUUGGACAUUUGUGAAAUAGUCUGAAAAGGAGCUGUCCAAUAGUGUCUUAGACAUAAGAAGUGACAUUCUUGUACUGGAAGACACUUUUGUGAGUGUAAAUUAUGCAAUACAUGUAACUUAUUAAUCAUUGAAAUUUAUUUAUUUUUUAUUGUUAAUUACUGCUUCUUUCACCUGAACUUUUGGAAAAGAAACUCUACCAAUAUUAUUAUGCAAUAACCAAUUAUUCCAAUAAACUUGCUAUCCUUAUCAUUUAUAUGAUUCUGUGAGGGUAACAAUGGAAAUGUAAGUAAUAUGGAAGGCAAUAGUAAUACACGUCUUUCUCAUGGUAACCCUCCCCAAGCAUAUUGGGGGGGAUCACCUUAGAAAAAUGUCAGAAUAUGUAUUCAUAACUUGUUCAUAUUAUCCUGAAGUUAUCUUCAUAAUGCUGUGACAAGACAGAAGAAAACGCAAUUUAACAGAAUCCAGUGAAAUUAUGCUAAUUCUGGGUGGAAGUGCUGCUGGGUUACCAAUAAUUUCAGAACACUGAGACAGCUCACAGUGGUUAGUUUUGGAUGGAGUUUUGCUACUUAGGGCUAGGAUUAAUUUGAGACUAUUGAAGCUAAUCCCCACAAAGGACAAAAAUAAUUAAAAUGAAAAGGAAGGAAACUAAAUCAGUACACUGAAAAAUUCUCAAAAAUAGAAAUAUUUUAUCACUGUUUCACUUUUUAGUUCCUGUUUUUGUAAAACCAUAUUCUAGAACAAACUAUAUUCCUAAAUUAAAACAGCUUAAGUUCAAAUCCUCUCUAUGCCUGUGUCCUGUGGCUUUAAACUUUGGUUUGUUAGAUCAAAAAGGAAUGGAUGGCAGAGAUAUGUUUGGAGGUUUUAAUGUAUCAAUUGCAUGUAAUCCUGAUAUUUAAUUUUGUACUUCAUAUCUAUUGCAUGGAAGAUGCUGAAGCAUUAUGUUUGUACUUUCAAUUUUUCCUUAAAUAACUUCCCAGGAAAAUAUUCUUUCUACAUUUGGAGGCAUAACACAAAAAAGGCAGUUGCCGUUUGUAUUACAGAUUUUUUAAAGUUUGUGAUUGAUUUGUUAUUGUAUAUAACUUUAUUGUCAACAAGUAUUGUUAGACAAUGAAUGCAAUAAAAAACUUAAAACUCA
Molecule: messenger RNA, 12927 nt
Organism: Crotalus tigris (Tiger rattlesnake)
Lineage: Eukaryota; Metazoa; Chordata; Lepidosauria; Squamata; Viperidae
Gene: PPP1R9A
Product: protein phosphatase 1 regulatory subunit 9A
Exons: 17
Coding region: 4051-7248 (1065 amino acids)
Biological process (GO): calcium-mediated signaling; neuron projection development; actin filament organization
Cellular component (GO): dendrite; postsynaptic density; cytoplasm
Molecular function (GO): actin filament binding
Source: RefSeq, a predicted model, not a curated record